AUGAUGUUUACAAUAGAGGAAAUCAAUGCCAAAGCUAAACUCCUUCCAAAUGUUACCCUGGGCUAUAUGAUCUAUGACACCUGUGCUACAACAACCCAUUCACAAAGAGCGACAUUUACUAUAGUUCAUGCAAAGUAUAACAAUGGGUUUCCGGCAGUGCCUGCCAUUGUUGGGGAUUAUGGAUCAACGCAAUCCAUGGCACUUGAACGGGCACUGUUUCCUUACAAAACUCUACUGGUUAGCUACUUUGCUUCUUGCGCUUGCCUCAGUAAUCGUCAACAAUUCCCUACAUUUUUCCGAACAAUACCUAAUGACGCUCAUCAGGUUAAAGCACUCGCUCAGUUUGUGCACAAGUUUAACUGGACAUGGAUUGGUGUAAUUGGCGGUGAUGAUGACUAUGGUCAAUAUGGAAUAAAAUAUCUUGCUGAUGAAGUUAAAAGUUGGGGAGGGUGUGUUGCUUUCACUGAAAUAAUUCCUAAAGUAAUUUCAAAAGAAAACUUGCAGUCUAUUGUCACAAAAGUUAAAAUGUCCUCUGCUAAGGUCAUUGUCAUGUUUGCAAUUGAAGCAGAUGCCUACCCAGUGUUACAGGAGGCUGCAUUCCAGAAUCUUACUGGGAAGCAGUGGAUAGCAAGUGAAGCAUGGGUAACAUCAACAUUAAUCGCCACAGACAACAGUAUGCCAUUUUUAGAAGGAACAGUGGGUUUUGCAAUACUAAGAGCAGAAAUAUCAGGGUUAAAAGAGUUUCUGCUAAACAUCCACCCUGGAAAUCAUACAGAAAACAUGUUUGUCAAAGAAUUUUGGGAAACAAUGUUUGAAUGUUCUUUGGAAACAAAUACAUAUAUAACAGCUGACUCUAGCCUAGCAAGAUACAAUAGAACCUGCACUGGUUUGGAAGAUUUACAGAAACACAGGAAUAUAUAUACUGAUACUUCACAUCUAAGGGUUUCAUACAACAUAUACAAAGCAGUUCAUGCUGUUGCACAUGCACUUCAACUAUUAUACUCUUGUGUGGAUGGACAUGGACCAUUUAUUCAUAAAAACUGUGCAAACAAAACUAAUCUUCAGCCGUGGCAGGUUCAACAUUACAUGAAAGAUGUUCAUUUUACAAGUAAAUCUGGUGAUGAAGUACAAUUUGAUGAAAAUGGAGAUCCAGUGGCAGCCUAUGACAUACUCAAUUGGCAGAGAGAUGGAAAUAACUUUAUUCAGUUCAUACAAGUUGGACAUUUCAAUGCCUCUCUGAUCUUACAUGAAAACUUGAUGAUUCAUGAAGAGAAAAUUAUUUGGAAUGAAGACUCCAAGAAGGUUCCCAAAUCUGUAUGCUCAUAUGCUUGCAAACCAGGAAAAAGAAAAGCUAUGUAUGAUGGGAAACCAAUUUGCUGUUACGAUUGUGUGGCAUGCUCUGAUGGAUCUAUAAGCAAUGAAACAGAUGCUUUAAUUUGCAUUCAGUGUGCCCAAGAUUACUGGCACAAUGAACAGAAGAACAGAUGCAUUCAAAAGCAGAUAGAUUUUCUGUCAUUUGAUGAUCCUCUGGGGAUUUCAUUAACUUCCAUUGCUGUAUGUGGUGCUUUGCUCACAAUAUUAGUUGCUCUCCUUUUCACAACUCACAGAAGUACACCUAUUGUCCGGGCUAAUAACUGUGAACUAAGUUUCCUACUUCUAUUUUCACUGAUAAUGUGCUUCCUCUGUUCACUAUCCUUCAUUGGGCCACCAAAUUUAUGGACAUGCUUACUGAAGCACACUGUAUUCAGUGUUAGUUUUGUCUUAUGUGUCUCCUGUAUUCUUGCAAAAACAAUUGUAGUUAUAAUCGCUUUUAAAGCAACAUUGCCUGACAAGAAUAUAAUGAAAUGGUUUGGACCUAAACAGCAAAGAUGCAUUGUAUUUUUCUGUACACUUAUCCAAAUUGUUAUUUGUGUACUAUGGAUAACUGUAUCCCCUCCCUUACCAGUUGAAACCAGGAGUUUGUCCAGAAGUAAAAUCAUACUAGAAUGUAAUUUAGGGUCAGUAUUCUUAUUCUGGGGAGUAAUGAGCUAUCUGGGAUUUUUGUCAUGUUUAUGUUUUCUUCUUGCAUUUUUUGCACGGAAUCUGCCAAAUAGUUUUAAUGAAGCCAAAUAUAUUACUUUUAGUAUGAUCACGUUUUUUGUGGUUUGGAUAGCCUUUAUUCCAUCUUAUAUUAGCUCUCCUGGGAAAUAUGCAAGUGCUAUUGAAAUUUUUGCUAUUUUGUCCUCAAGCUUUGGUUUACUCCUUUGCAUAUUUGCUCCUAAAUGCUAUAUUAUUUUGGGAAAACCACAGAGUAACACAAAGAAAUACUUGAUUGCAAAAUCUACAGUUAGACCUUAG
Molecule: messenger RNA, 2337 nt
Organism: Protopterus annectens (West African lungfish)
Lineage: Eukaryota; Metazoa; Chordata; Ceratodontiformes; Protopteridae
Product: extracellular calcium-sensing receptor-like
Exons: 6
Coding region: 1-2337 (778 amino acids)
Biological process (GO): G protein-coupled receptor signaling pathway
Cellular component (GO): membrane
Molecular function (GO): G protein-coupled receptor activity
Source: RefSeq, a predicted model, not a curated record